AUCUGGCCAGCUUCUGUGGGAUUUGAUGUCACCUUUAGAUUGGUUCAACUGAAAAUGGAAACACUGGAGUCUGAGCUGACCUGCCCGAUCUGCCUGGAGUUAUUUGAAGACCCUCUGCUCUUGCCUUGUGCUCACAGCUUGUGCUUUAACUGCGCUCACCGCAUUUUGGUGUCUCACUGUUCAACCAGUAAGCCUCUUGAGUCCAUCUCAGCUUUUCAGUGCCCCACCUGUCGUUACGUCAUCACGCUCAACCACCGCGGCCUGGAGGGCCUAAAGCGAAAUGUGACACUGCAGAACAUUAUUGACCGUUUCCAAAAGGCCUCCCUCAGCGGCCCCAGCUCCCCAACUGAGAGUCGACGCAUGCAGCUGCAGCGUCCCUACACCGGCACCAUUAACGCGACAAUAGUUGGAACAAUUGGCGGUGGCGGUGGCAGCACGAGCGGAAGCAGCGCUCGCGGCAGCCCCGCCACUUCCAGCCAUUCCCACCAGCACGCCAAUCAUACCAACGCUAAUCACAGUCCAGCAGUCAUUGCUGCAAUGGAUCUCCGUAUUUCCUGCCAGUUCUGUGAACAGGACCCACCUCGGGAGGCUGUCAAGACCUGUGUCACAUGUGAAGUAUCGUACUGCGACCGCUGCCUGCGUGCAACACACCCAAACAAGAAGCCUUUCACCAGCCACCGCCUGGUAGAGCCUGUGCCAGACACACACAUCCGAGGCCUGACCUGUCUGGAGCAUGAGAAUGAGAAAGUCAACAUGUACUGUUUGGUGGAUGACCAGCUCAUUUGUGCACUGUGCAAGCUCGUGGGCCGCCACCGAGAGCACCAGGUGUCCUCGCUCACUGAACGUUUUGACAAGCUCAAGCAAACACUGGAGAACAACCUAACCAACCUGGUGAAGCGGAACAGUGAACUGGAAAACCAAAUGGCCAAGCUCAUUCAGAUUUGUCAGCAGGUUGAGGUAAACACAGCAAUGCAUGAAGCCAAGCUGGUGGAGGAGUGUGACGAACUGGUGGAGAUCAUCCGCCAGAGAAAACAAGUCAUUGCUGUGAAGAUUAAGGAGUCAAAGGUGAUGAAACUCCGUAAGUUGGCCCAGCAAAUUGCAAACUGCCGUCAGUGUCUGGAGCGCUCCAGCGCCCUCAUCACACAAGCAGAACAGAGCCUGAAGGAAAAUGACCAUGCCCGCUUCCUGCAGACCGCCAGAAACGUAGCUGAAAGGGUGGCCAUGGCAACGGCCUCAUCUCAGGUUCUCAUUCCUGAUGUCAACCUAAAUGAGGCAUUUGACAACUUUGCUCUGGACUUUUCCAGAGAGAAGAAGAUUUUGGAAGGAUUAGAUUACCUAACAGCUCCCAACCCACCAUCCAUAAGAGACGAGCUAUGCACCGCCUCCCAUGACACCAUCACUGUCCACUGGACAUCAGAGGAUGAGUUCAGUGUCACCUCCUACGAGCUGCAGUACACCAUCUACACCGGCCAAACAAAUUUCAUCAGUUUGUACAACUCAGCAGAUAGCUGGAUGAUUGUACCGAACAUCAAGCAGAACCACUACACUGUGCACGGCCUGCAGAGUGGCACCCGUUAUAUCUUCUUUGUCAAAGCUAUCAACCAGGCGGGGAGCCGGAACAGUGAGCCAGCCCGCCUCAAAACCAACACAUUAGCAGCACUUAGUGGUGCUAACGCUGUGUCUGUCUCUGCACCUCUGGCAGGUUUGUACAACUCAGCAGAUAGCUGGAUGAUUGUACCGAACAUCAAGCAGAACCACUACACUGUGCACGGCCUGCAGAGUGGCACCCGUUAUAUCUUCUUUGUCAAAGCUAUCAACCAGGCGGGGAGCCGGAACAGUGAGCCAGCCCGCCUCAAAACCAACAGCCAGCCAUUCAAGCUGGACCCUAAAACAGCUCACAAGAAGCUGCGCCUAUCCAACGACUGCCUGACCAUGGAGAAGGAUGAGAGCUCGCUGAAAAAGAGUCACACCCCAGAGAGGUUUAGUGGCACGGGCUCCUACGGUGCUGCUGGUAAUGUCUUCAUUGACAGUGGGUGUCACUACUGGGAGGUACUGCUCGGAGCGUCCACAUGGUAUGCCAUCGGUGUGGCUUACAAAUCAGCCCCAAAAAACGAAUGGAGCGGCAAGAACUCUUCCUCAUGGGUAUUCUCACGCUGCAAUAAUAAUUUUGUUGUGCGCCAUGACGGCAAGGAGUCGUUGGUGGAGGCGAGCCUGCAGCUGAGGCGGCUGGGUGUCCUGCUGGACUACGACAACAAUUCAUUGUCAUUUCAUGAUGCAAUGAAUUCCCAGCAUAUUCACACCUUUGAUAUCUCCUUCCUUCUGCCUGUUAUACCCACUUUUAUGAUCUGGAACAAGUCAGUCAUGAUCCUCUCAGGGCUACCUGUCCCAGAUUUUGUCGAUGGCAUGGCCACAGAUCAUCAAGAGCAGCAACAGCAGCAUGUGGGCCUGUGCCGCCAGGAGUCACCAUACUUGACCGGAAUGAAGACCUGCCACUGAGAAUGACACAAACGCUUUGUGGGGUCCACUCUGACCUGGCGGCUGAAGGGUCGAUAUGGAACCGAAGAACAUUGUUUGCUGUACGCUUUACAUCAUGUGCAGAUCAGUUACUUUCUCAUGGAUUCAGCAAGUGUUGGAAAGUCUGGGAUGCAUCAGUCCUGUUCACUUACCACCAUCUAAACCUUGGGAAAUCCAGCAGUCAGUGGCACCAUGAAGGAACAAGGUCUCAGUAGACCUAAACUUCAUGUGAUGUCCUUCCUUGAGUCUGAGGCAGCAGACUGGUCUGUCAGUGGGCAGGGCUGGACUCAUAGUCUUCAACAACAUUUGAGGUCUUCCUUUUUUGCUUUAUUCUCCUCAUUUCACCUGGAGCAGGAGACCAAGGAAGAAACAGUUUCAUCAGCCAUGGAGAGUUUUGAGAUUUAACAUACAAAGGCUACAUACAAAUUUGCCUGUAGCAGACAUCGUUUACUGCAGGUAGUUUAAAAAAAAACAACA
Thalassophryne amazonica is the source of this 2991-nucleotide messenger RNA. It is a transcript of the gene mid2, whose product is annotated as midline 2. The transcript is spliced from 10 exons. Gene Ontology annotation, molecular function: protein binding; zinc ion binding. NCBI's taxonomy places the organism in Eukaryota, Metazoa, Chordata, Actinopteri, Batrachoidiformes, Batrachoididae. The record is from RefSeq and is a predicted model, not a curated record. Bases 55 to 2496 code for a protein of 813 amino acids.